Messenger RNA from Monomorium pharaonis (pharaoh ant), 2037 nucleotides. RefSeq names its product cytochrome P450 6k1-like. The record is from RefSeq and is a predicted model, not a curated record. Gene Ontology annotation, molecular function: oxidoreductase activity, acting on paired donors, with incorporation or reduction of molecular oxygen; monooxygenase activity; heme binding. The transcript has 5 exons. Lineage: Eukaryota; Metazoa; Arthropoda; Insecta; Hymenoptera; Formicidae. Bases 297 to 1832 code for a protein of 511 amino acids.
AUUAAAUUUUUUUUAGAAGAGUGUAUUUAUUACUUUAAAUAUAUAAAUAUUUGAAUUAAAGAAAUUUAAUUGUGUUAAAAAAUUGAGUCAAAUUAGCUGUUUUUUUCUGAGUGUAAUGCUCAAUAUAUGCGUGUGUAUAAUUAAUCUGUGUGUGUGAGUUCAAAGAUUCUUUGGAUAUUUAAUAUAAUUUAAUAAACAACUAAAUAAUAUCUACGUUACGAGUUAAUCGCGCGCGCGUAUUACUAUUUAUUUUUCAGAAAUAAAUAUAGAGAUUUUUUUAUUAAGCAAAGUGAACAAUGGCACUUAUAACGGCUUACUGGGGCCUGGAUAGCAUAAUAGUUCUAACGACUCUCGUUGUAACUGUCUAUCUUUACAUGACACGUAAAUACAACUACUGGAAGAAACGAGGCGUUUUUGAACUGCCACCAACACCAAUUUUUGGCAAUUUCUCGGAUAUCAUGUUUAUGAAGAAAAAUCCUGGGUAUUUUAUGAAAGAUUUGUAUGAUCAAAGGAAAGGGAUGUCCUACAUCGGACUUUACUUAUUAGACAAGCCGUGCUUAAUGGUUUGCGAUCGGGAGCUCGUUAAAAACAUUCUAAUAAAAGACUUCAACUACUUCGCUGAUCGACACACCUCGCCUGAUACUAAAGAUCGUCUAGGUUAUGCCAAUCUCUUCUUUAUUAAAAAUCCAGCUUGGAAGACCUUAAGAGCAAAGUUGACACCAACCUUCACGUCUGGGAAGCUUAAAAAGAUGUUUGAACUGAUGUUAGAAUGCGGUAAAAAUCUCGAUACGCAUCUCAACUCGCUGAAAUUAGAAGGAAAAGGAAUGGACAUGGAAAUAAAAGAUUUAACCGCCAAAUUUGCUACUGACAUAGUUGGUAUUACUGCCUACGGACUUAAUGUGAACUCAUUGAAUAAUCCAGAUGCCGAAUUCCGAAAAUAUGGUAGAAUGAUUUUUGACUUUGACUUUUUCCGCGGUUUCGAAUUUCUCUCGAUCUUAUUCUUUCCAACUCUGGCUCGUUGGACCGGUAUGAAAACAUUUGGCAAGGACGCUACAAAGUUCUUGCGUAAAGUUCUUUGGGAGACUCUCUCCGAACGCAUGAAUUCUGGUGAAAAAAGAAAUGAUCUCAUUGAUACACUUAUUGAACUAAAAAAAACUUAUAAAGAUCAGGACAUUGGAGGAGGAUUUAAAUUUGAAGGGGACGAUCUAGUAGCGCAAGCAGCUAUUUUUUUCACAGCUGGUUAUGAGACCUCUUCAACAGUAAUGGCUUUCUCUUUGUAUGAACUCGCGAUACAUUCCGAAAUACAAAAUAGGCUCAGGAGAGAAAUUCUCGAUGCGCUUCACGAAACUGAUGGCAAAAUCACAUAUGAUAUGGUUUGUUCACUGCAAUAUCUCGACAUGGUAGUGUCCGAAACUUUAAGAAUGUAUCCGCCGUUGCCAUUUCUAGAUCGCUUAACAGUGGAAACUUACAAGAUGCCAAAUUCCGAUUUAGUUCUCGAAAAAGGUACGCCAGUUUAUAUUUCAAUGCUUGGCAUACACUAUGAUCCGGAAUACUUUUCUGAUCCGGAAAAAUAUGAUCCGGAGCGAUUUAGUGAAGAGAAUAAACGUAAUAUUCCGUCAUGUGCCUAUAUUCCAUUUGGAGGGGGUCCACGUAUAUGUAUAGGCGCUCGUAUGGGACUGUUACAAACAAAACUUGGAAUUAUUACAAUCUUGAGCAAAUACGAAGUGACACCAUGUGAGAAAACUCUAAUACCAAUGGUUCUUGAUCCAAAAGCUGCGCUGACGAUGCCAUUGGGUGGAGGCUUACAUCUCAAUAUCCGAGAACUUCAUUAAAAUUGAUAGAAUGCUAAUUGAAAUUUGAUUGCUUUUAAGCCAAAGAAAUUUUACCCAAUAUUUCAAAUGCAUAAGUUGUAAUAAAACUUGUAUGUAAAUCUUUGAAUGCUUGAAAUCUUUAUUUUAAUAUUUUAAAAAACAGUAUUUUAAAAAUUUUUUUAGACGCAUAAGUUUUAAGAUAUAAUGAAAUAAGAUACAAUAAAAA